AUGGCUCAGAAGACGUGGUUUUUCCCGCCUGAUUUUACCUUCCGUCCGACCGGGGAGCUCGCUCUGGGAACGGUGAUCAAGCAUCCGAGCCACCCCACCCUCGCCCUAGCUUCCCUCCGUUCCAGCGAGCAGCCCAAAAUCGACCUGCCUGAAAUCGAUAUCCUCCAAGAGCGCAGCCAUGUCCAUUCCCAAACCUCUAAACGAUCUGCAAACAUCAGUUUUCUUGCCAAGUUUGUCGAUUUGGCUUCCGCGAGACGAGCGUUGGCCUUUCACGCAACAAAGAAUGGCUACUCGGGAGUUUGGACCUCGAAAUACAAACCGAUAAGUAGAGAUGCUUUGAAGGCGAUAACCAGGCUGGAGCCCGUCAAAAAACACAUUAACAGCGGCAUUUUUGGCAAGAAGCCCGUGUACAUUAUUACAGGGUUACGGGUGGCGAAAAGCUCGUUCCAAGUGACGGAUCAAACAAAAUCGUCGGCGACCAUAUCGCUGGGAGCAUCUGGGCCAGCCCCGGCUUGGGUCCUUCCUUUGGAAAUCGGGGGCGGAAUUUCUGGCGCGUGCGAGCAAAGUAGAAAGGAUUCAUAUGAAACGGGGCCAGACGUUGUGUAUGCAUACAGAGUGCAUAAGAUUCGGGCGAAAAAAGACGGCGACGAGGCGGAACUAUUUUCGUAUAGGGGGGCAUUCGACGCUAGCGAAAGCGAAGACGAGGAAGUUGAGUGCAAGGAGCUGACAGCGAACAUGCUUAGAGAGGACCCGGAAAUGGAUUUCGACGUUGUCGAACAUCUAGGGGAGGGUGAAUUAUUUAUAGCCUUUAAAGGUGAUCUAGCCUAA
Pyricularia pennisetigena is the source of this 828-nucleotide messenger RNA. RefSeq lists its product as uncharacterized. The coding region runs from base 1 to 828 and encodes 275 amino acids. The transcript has 2 exons. NCBI's taxonomy places the organism in Eukaryota, Fungi, Ascomycota, Sordariomycetes, Magnaporthales, Pyriculariaceae. The record is from RefSeq and is a predicted model, not a curated record.